Molecule: messenger RNA, 2685 nt
Organism: Auanema sp. JU1783
Lineage: Eukaryota; Metazoa; Nematoda; Chromadorea; Rhabditida; Rhabditidae
Source: the annotation of a GenBank genome assembly
AUGGCUGAGGAAGAAGAUCCAUAUGCAGUAUCCUCUGAUUCUGAUGAUGAGGAUGUCCGUAAACCACCCCCCAAAAUUCAAAUUGAAGGAAGAGAAAAUGCUGAUUUGAACAAGCUCAAAUCAGCUCUUCUGAAUGACUCAAAGGAAGUUGUAUUGGAUGAGGAAAGAAAGAAUGAACUGGAACAGUUGAAACAAGCGAGAGACACAAAGAAGAUGAAGGAAGAUUUCGAAUCUGGAGCUGUAACCAACAAGGAUGACGAAGGCAUCGAUGCCUCAAAGGCAGCUCUAGAAGAAGAACGUCAGAAACUGACCGAAAUUGGAAAGGAAAAGUACUCGAAAUUCAAGGACAAGUUUGAGAACAUUGACUCAACCCUCGGUGAUAACUUAGAAGAAAAACUCAAAAAAAUGGAAAGAGACAUUUCCGGAUUAGGAAAAGACACAUUAGCGAGUGCAAAAGAGAAAUUCGAGAAAGGUGAAGGUGACAUUACUGUUGAGAAAACUCAAGUUGAUAUUGAAAGAAGCACUGAUUUGCAGAAAAUGAAAGCAGCAUUUACAAAGGACAUGACAGCCGACGAAGCUCCUAAGGAAUGUGCUAUCUGUGGUAAAAUAGUAUAUCCGGUUGAAAGAGUCUUCAUAAAUAAGCAGCUAUAUCAUGUUAACUGCUUCAGAUGCAAUAAAUGCUCCAAGAAACUGACGCCAACCAAUUACAAUAUGCAUAAGGGUAUCUUGUUGUGUAAAGUUCAUAUGAUUGAGGUUGAACAUCCUGAAAUGGCCAAAACUAUGGAUCCUGCUAACACAGAAGAAGAUGAACACGGUGGAGAUCAAGACGAUGACGAGGAGUUCGCUGUAUCAAGCAAGCCAAAACAAUUGUCAGGAGUAGUCAAAUCUGGAGCUUCCGCUGUGCAUGAUGAACUUGCACAACUGAAGAGCCUCAAAGAGAAACGUGGAGAUUUUGAAUCUUCUGUCAAGGAAGCCGCUAAUAUUGAAAAGAAGACAAAGGUUGAAGAUGAAGUUCUUCAAACUGGUCGAGUUCAAUCUAAUAAAGAAAAGUUUGCUUCUGGAGCUGCUCUAGAGCAUGAAGACGAAGAUGAAAUAUCUGGUGAAAGAGAUCCUAACAUAAUCCGUGAAGAGAAGAAGAAGAGGCGUGAAGAACUGCACUUUGACCAGGUCGGAGACAUCAAAAAUAAAUGGAAAACUGGUGCUGUAGAAACUGCCGGAGACAGAGUCGACAAAACAGAACUUGAGGAGCUUAAGGCUUCUCUGCCAUCUGUGAAAGAACGUUUCCAAGAGAAGAAAGAAGCAGAAUCAUCUGUAAUUGAACGACAAUGGGAUAGAAGUGAAUUAGAUACCGGUGCUGCUGCUGAGGCCAGAAAAUCGUUUAUGGAAGGUGUCGCUUACCAAAGUGGAACAGUUGAGAAGACAGUUACUGACCUUGACGAGCUCAAGUUUACUCAACUCAAGGGAUUCAAAGAAAAGUUCGAGAAGGGAGAGGGUGAAGUUGAAGUGCAGAAGACUGCCGUUGAAGUGGCUGACGUUCAGCUUGGUAACAUUAAAGCCGCAUUCGAAAAGUCUGAAGAAGAGAUGACCCCAGAAGAAAGAGCAGCUCAGAAGAAGAAGGAAAUUGAAGCUGAGUUCCUUCGUUACAAGCUGGCCAGAAGGGCAGCAGCUGAAAGAGUGAAACAACAGGAAGAAGACGGAACUGUGCCCGUUGUAGAGCCAGGAGAGGGUGGAGCUGAUGUCGGAUCUAUUAAAGAUCGAUUCGAUCAUGGGGAAGCCUUCAAAGCCCAAGACCAAGCCGACAAACAACUUGAUGUAGAAUUCAAAAUGGCUGGAAAGGCUCGUGAGAAAUUCAAGCAAAUUGAUGCUUCCGGAGCAACACCUGUCAUGCCAGGACAGAACAAGAAGGCCGAACCAAGUAAAUGGGACAAGAAGGAUGAUAAGCCUGUGGCAGAAGUGAUCAACCGCAGAGAUCAGGCGAAUGACGAACCUUCUGAUGAAGACGAGGAUGCAUUCGAUGUGAAGAACCUCAUGAACAAAUUUAAGAACAUUGGUGAAAACAGCGCAUCCAGCCAGGCUAAUAGUGAACAAAGAGCUGAACUAUCAGCACUCAGAACAGAAGCAAGAAACUUCAAGCAACGCUUUGAACAGCGUAAUGAAGAAGAUGCUGAUGUUAUCGAAGAAAAGAAAAAACAGAUGCAGGAAGAAUUUGAACUCCUAAAACGUGAAAGAGAAGAAGCCCAAAAGAGAUUAGAAGAAGAACGCGCUCAGGAAGAAGCAGCCUCUGUAGACAAGGAAGAAAUUAAUAUCAAGGCUGACCAUGCUUCCAAGAUGGCAGCCAAAUGGGAAAAAAUACAGGCAAAGGAAGCCAAGAAGGCCGAAAAGGGUAAGAUGCCCGAGAAGAAAAGUACAACAAAGUUUGUAAUGCGAAGUCAACCUAAAUGUGAAAUUUGUACGACAACCGUCUACAUGGCCGAGCAGUUCCAAUGCUUCGGAAUCCUAUAUCAUGUCAAAUGCUUUAGAUGUUCCGUUUGUCGACAAGCUCUUAGAGUAGAGAAAGUUCAUCGAAACUCUGAAGGUCAGCUGUAUUGCCCUGUUCAUUUCAAACUUGCCAAUUCCGCCACUGCAGAGGCUGACAUUAUGAAAGUGGAGGAAAAUAAUAAUAACAUUAAGCUUGAAAGCCUCUAG